Molecule: messenger RNA, 810 nt
Organism: Lachancea meyersii CBS 8951
Lineage: Eukaryota; Fungi; Ascomycota; Saccharomycetes; Saccharomycetales; Saccharomycetaceae
Source: the annotation of a GenBank genome assembly
AUGCUUUUUAAACAAUGGAAUGAUUACUCUGAGCCAAGACAUCACAUAGAUGCACCUUUAGACAAUAAUGAGGACUUGGGAUCUUUGCAAUUGGAACCUCUACCUGACGUUGAACUUGUGGGUGGACUGGAUAUUUCUAGCUACAAGAAGGUUAUUCUAACAACCAAAGUCUUCAGGUCGCUUUUUCCUGGAAACUUGGCCCAUGCCAGCGAGGUGUCGAAAUUUCGCGUCUCGUGGAAGACCAAAAGCUCGGAACACGCUUUAUACCGCGAGGAUUUCCAACUUCGUGAGGAUAGUUUGCGCAAAAGUGACGCCAAGGUCUUGGAAAUUCCAGUUCUACAGAUCAACCCUGAAACCUUGGUGAUAAGCGUCGCCGAGGACUUUUUGCAUGUCCCGCCCAUUGCACUGAACCUUUUGUCCAAACAAAUCGCCCAACUUUUUUCGACGCCGCUAGAAAUUCUCGUGCUUGGAGCAAGCGAUAGAAUUGAGCAGGUGAAGACUGUUUCCUAUCCAUCUGACGAGGCCAAAAACGGACUAUGCGUUUUGGUUCCGCCUGAGUUUUUGACGAAUUUCAUUGCCAGCGCGAUGACACAAUUGAUCUUACAAAAAAUACCAUUCCGCGGCUAUAUAGCGCCGAGCGAGGGGCCCUCUGGCUAUGAAAAACUGUCGUUGGAUGCAAUGGACACACUGAUAGAUCAGUGUUGGUCGGAAUUGGCUUCAGGGGAUCGAGACACUUACUUCAAAGAAUGCCAUCGGAACUGGAGGCUCAACGGGACCGCUAUGGGUGCUCAGGCGGGACUGUACUUGUAG